Raphanus sativus (radish) is the source of this 2265-nucleotide messenger RNA. RefSeq lists its product as uncharacterized. NCBI's taxonomy places the organism in Eukaryota, Viridiplantae, Streptophyta, Magnoliopsida, Brassicales, Brassicaceae. Bases 1 to 2265 code for a protein of 754 amino acids. The transcript has 2 exons. The record is from RefSeq and is a predicted model, not a curated record.
AUGGUUGAUCAAACUACGGAUGUGGUUGUACAUGUCAGUUCUUGUGGAGGAAAUAUUUUCCGACCAGACAACUUAUUGACCCCAGAAGCUAGUAGACCGACACACUUGUCAGCUCCUGCGCCGGAGAAAAAACUAACUCUUUUUGCCUUACGACUUGCUGUUCUUGAGAAGAUUGCUUCACGAUUGGGAUCUUUAGGAUUCGUAUGGGCCACGGUUGUUCUUCUUGGUGGUUUCGCUGCUAGUUUAGAGACAUCAGAUUUUUGGUUUGUUACUGUGAUUCUUGUUGUCGAAGGAGCUCGAAUUUUCAGCAGAAGCCAUGAGCUUGAAAUGCAGCAUCAGUCUAAGUACACAAUCUCAGGAAUCAACACCUUCCGGUUACUUGUCAGACAAGUUAUCAGAAUAUUCCACCAGGCGGCUCAGGUUACUGGGAACAACGAUAGACAAUCGGUUCAGGAAACGAAAACAGAGCAGAGGACUUCGAGGCAGAUUGAGCGGAGUAGGACAUGGACAUGCUCAGAUGUUCCUAUGUUGCCUUAUACAGGAUGGGUUUUUGUUUCAAGAAACGUGAGUAGAGUCUGCUACUGGCUCCAGAUUGCUUCUGCUUUCGCUAGCAUUAUCAUCUCCAUGAUCAAGGUUAUCAGGCAAGAUUAUGGAGGCGACGAAUUGAAAUCCGGAAGCACCAAUCUUCACUCUGCUUUAACUCUCUUCUACUCUCUAGCGCUGGCUGAGGCUCUUCUCUUUCUUGUUGAAAAAGCUUACUGGGAGUGGAUGAUCAGCGUUUACAAGAUUCUUGAUAAAGUGAAUCAAGAAUGCGGUCUCGAGAGAUCUGGAACUGAUUCAGUGAGAAGAUUCUUCUACAAUGCUUACUCAAUGUGUCUAAAUGGGAGCAUCUUUGACGGAUUGAAGAUGGAUAUGGUAGUUUUCGCCAUGGAUCUUUUGGUGUCGAAUUCUCCUGAUGAGCAGCUCAUUGGAGCAGAGAUUCUCUAUAGAUUCUCAACAAACGAAGACUAUUCGGUUGAUACUCUGCAGAAGAUUGGGACUAACCUGGAGAUCAUAGAGAGGUUAGUUGAGAUGUUGAACUGGAGAAGCAAGAAUCAAGAAGUUAUGAGAAUGUCAUCUGCAGAGAUUCUCUCAAGAUUAGCUAGUAAGAAGCAAAACUCUCUGAGAGUUGCAGGGAUCCCUGGAGCUAUUGAGUCCAUAUCUUCUAUUUUUGAUAGCACUAGAGACUCGGGUGAAGCCACAGAUGAGAUUGGAGAAAACAGUAUCAAUCAAACCGAUCGCUGGACGUUCAACAAUCUUGGAUUGUUGAUUCUGAAAAGGCUUGCCAGAGAUCAUGAUAACUGUGUGAAGAUUGGGAAAACAAAAGGGUUGCUUUCAAAGAUCGUCGACUUCACUUAUGCUGAGAAGAGGUUGCUGAAAGAUCCAAAUCUUGCGGCUGCGGAGUCUAAUAAGAUCUUGGCUGUGAAACGGUCUUUGAAGCUGUUAAGGAAGCUGGUGAAAACAACGGGUGCAACAGGGAGAAACUUGAGGAGAGAUAUCUCUGGGAUUGUCUUCACAGUAAGCAACAUUAGGGAAACAUUACGGCAUGGAAAGAAGCAGCCUGGUUUGCAGAAGCUUUGUGCAGAGAUCUUGACUUCCCUUGCGCUUGACGAAGGUGCAACUGAGAAAAUUGGCGGCACAGGCGGGGUUCUAAAUGGACUUCUCUGCAUAUUCUUGAAUGAUGAUAUUCCAGGGAAUCAGACUAGUGGCGUGAGAGACUCUGUUGGUGAGACUAUAGCAAUGCUAGCUCAAGGAAGCCAAAGCAAUUGCCAACGGAUGUUGAGAUUAGAUGUUCUUCAGGGCCUUGUUGAGGCGUUGAACAACCCGUUGAUUCAGUCAAAUGCAGCGAGAAUCUUGAGGAAUCUAUGUGCAUAUACAGAUCCAAAUCAAGUUGAGGAACAUCUGAAGGAAGUUAAAUCUGCAGGAGCAACAGUAAGUCUUUAUGAUCUUGGGGUCCAGGAGUUGGUUAGAUACAAUGCAUCAUCAUCACUAAAUGUUAUCUUGUCCCUACAGGUUCUUAAGGCAAUAAAGUCUGAACAGAGCAAACCUCAAGAAGUUAUGGUGGGAUUAGCACCGCACAUUUUCAGGUUAAUGAGUGCUGAAGAAUCAAGAGAAAUGUUCGAGGAAGCGGGAGUAAGCAAGGAAGAACUAGCCACUGUUGGAAUGAAAACCUUUGUUAAGAUGGAGAAAGUGUUUAGAGUGUUUGAAGAGAAAGAAACUUUGUGA